UAAACGCAUGCGCUUAAGCUCUUUCUUGUAUUGUCGUGGGGGGUGAGGAUUUAGCGUUCAGAUAAUAAUUUUAGGGACUAACUUCCGAUAUCGUGCUUUGUGAGAUUGGUGUGUAAUAUAUUCUAUUUCAAAUGCCCACACCGUCCAGGCGAGAAGAAGAUAUGUCCGAAGAUCAGUCCGAAGUAGGUACAGAAGAAGCAGAGGAUGAUUCAUUGGCUGAUGGUGAAGAUGAAGAGGGAGAUGAUGUUGACCAGGAUGAAGACACAAUUCCUGAUGAUCAAGGUGAUGGUGAUGAUGAAGAGGAUGCAGAAGUGGAAGAAGAGGAUCAAUCUCCAGAGCAGACAGAUGAACCUGUUCCACAAGAAGAACUUCCCGAUGAUGAUGAUGAUGACGAAGAGGAUGAUUUAGAAGAGCCAGAGACUCCUCCUAAACCAAAGAAGGAAAAGGGAAAGAAGAGAAAAGCAAGAGGAGAUGGAGAAAGAAAGAAGGAAAAAAAGAAAAAGAAGAAGAAAGCUAUGUCAGAUAGUGCAGAGGAUAGUGACAGCAAUCACCUUGGGGGCCAGUCAGAAAAUGACAGUGACUAUAUUGUAGAAAGUAUGAAGAAAGCUAAGAAGUCAAAAGUUGAUAAGCCGCAGAAAACGUCGGCAGACAUUUGUGCCGAACAUGGUCUGCAGGAUGUGAUAUUGGAAUACACUGAAGCAGACUACCAAAAUCUGACUAGCUAUAAACUCUUCUCCCAACACAUCCGACCACUCAUUGCCAAAGCCAACCCAAAGAUUGCCAUGUCCAAAAUGGUGACUAUCAUAUCAGCUAAGUGGAGAGAAUUUCUUCAAAACAGCCAGGAGAAAGAAGAAGAUUUUCAAGCUAACCAGGAAGAAAAGGAGAAACCUUCCACGCCUACUCCUCGAUUCAAAGGUUCCAAAGAUGGUAAGCUGACAGGGAAUAGUAAGACAAUUAUAAACAUUGCUAAUAUAAUCUACUGUGUACCUUACUAAUAGUAAGACAAUUAUAA
This is a messenger RNA of Limulus polyphemus (Atlantic horseshoe crab), 1012 nucleotides long. Its product is annotated as chromodomain-helicase-DNA-binding protein Mi-2 homolog. The transcript is spliced from 4 exons. The record is from RefSeq and is a predicted model, not a curated record. NCBI's taxonomy places the organism in Eukaryota, Metazoa, Arthropoda, Merostomata, Xiphosura, Limulidae. The coding region runs from base 132 to 995 and encodes 287 amino acids.